This is a messenger RNA of Cyanidioschyzon merolae strain 10D, 1614 nucleotides long. RefSeq lists its product as hypothetical. The transcript has a single exon. The record is from RefSeq and is a predicted model, not a curated record. NCBI's taxonomy places the organism in Eukaryota, Rhodophyta, Bangiophyceae, Cyanidiales, Cyanidiaceae. Bases 1 to 1614 code for a protein of 537 amino acids.
AUGCUCUGUUUCUUUCCAGGAAACUUGCUCCCCUUGGAAGCCGGAACGGCUUCACUUGGGCUAAGAGCGCACCGCUGGGUUCAGCAAGAGCGGCACUCCGGUCGCUGGCGCACGCUACCACAACCGCGGCUGCGUCACCCGUUCUGGAACGUGUCGGAGCGUGCGCGAACAGGACUGACUACUGCGACAAGAGCGGGAGAGCUCGUUGCUCUCGCGAAAAAGGGAAGAACGAGAGCGAAGCGCAAACCGGGCGGAGGUGAUGGCGCUACGACGGGCGCUCGGCAACAGCCAGCAGGCGCACCGCGACAGGAGCGUGCUGAGCAAGCGGCGUCGCGCACGCACAGCGAGCUCGAACCGCAAGAUGCUGAGAACUGGAACGAUGAAAACAGUCACCGACUAGAGACCGAGCCUAACUACGGGCCAGCGUUGAACGACGCCGAGGACGGCGAGUUCGAAGGCCGCAACGGUAGGCACCUGGCGAACUUGCGUUCUGAUAUGAACGGUUCAGGGGCUCUCCAGACCGAUGAACGACACGAGUUGCUUUUGGAGCAGCCGCAGGCUGAAGAGGCGCUCCAGAAGCUCUUAUCCGGAAUAAGUCUGCGUUCGAAUCAAGAGCUGCUGCGCGUGGCACAGGCGCUGCAACUUUCCGCUGAUAAGCUGCGCAGAAAUAGAGCGCCCAUGAGCUACCAGUUCAGAGAGCUGCUGGUAUUUGCAGAGAAGUUGCUUCUACGGGAUGAAGACUUGUCGCGUUUGGAAAACGCGCGCGCGGCAUCGACAGGAGAGCCCCCAUAUGCCGCGGUCCAGCGGGUUGCGCUCCAAGGCCUCAGUGAGCAGGCCCUUACCGCUGUUGCUGCAAACCGUCACUACUUUGAUAAUCGCUUCUUCUACGGUCUCAGUGCAUCGCGUCUGCUUGCAGAGCAUCGUGGAAACUCCGAGGAGCGGGACCGCUUGACCUUGCUCGCUUUUCGCGCACAACAGAGCGUCCGCAUUAUUGACGCACCGCUCAUGCGCGCACUCAACCAUGCUGAGCGCACCGUGCAGAUGCUUCUGGAUACGGUUCUCGGAAGCUCUGUGGAGACGUUAGAAUACGCUGUUGAUUCGAUUAUUGGGGAGGUCUCCGCCGCAGAUCUCGAGGCGAUCUGGCUCGUGCUGUACGCUGCUGCAGCUGCAUGGGAGAUUCGUCGCUUGCAGGAUCCUCGGACGGUCAACCAUAGCGUCGUGCAAGCGAUUGUCUAUAUUCGGCGACAGUUGCGAACUCGAGAUGUAUAUCGUGAGAAGCUUCCCCUGGAUUUUCAUUGGCUGACACAGGUUGCGCUAGCGGUAAGCCCGCAAGACGAGGAACUGCUGCUUCGGUCGCCGCCGAAUCUCGUCGAAACAACUGCUCGCGUUGGUGGCUUGGCUGCAGCGUUGGCGCAGACGACCUCCAACGCCUAUAUCGCCUUGAGUCGAGUGUUCUCAACUGUGUAUGAUUCACUGCGGCGACUGGGCUUUGAAGUGGGUGACGUACUGGAAGACGCAGAUGACAUCAUUUCCUCACCGCAAAUUGAAAUACGUGAACCAAAAGUUCGCAGUCGAUUUGAAAAGUUUUCUGUCGACAUGAUUGAAGCCCCCUAA